Messenger RNA from Anarrhichthys ocellatus (wolf-eel), 1713 nucleotides. RefSeq names its product proteasome 20S subunit beta 10 (gene psmb10). The transcript has 8 exons. Bases 132 to 968 code for a protein of 278 amino acids. The record is from RefSeq and is a predicted model, not a curated record. NCBI's taxonomy places the organism in Eukaryota, Metazoa, Chordata, Actinopteri, Perciformes, Anarhichadidae. Gene Ontology annotation, cellular component: proteasome core complex; cytoplasm.
GUAAAAGAAAGAAGCUGUGAAAAGUGCUGACACUUCUCCUGACGGGGCUUCCCUUCAAGGUCUUAUCCUGUCUUAAGUUUAGAAGCUUCAUCUUCAUCUUCAUCUUCAAUCAUCCCGUCUCCACAGUGAAGAUGCUCCACAGCGUGAGGUCCUGUGAGCCGCAGAGUGGAGGCUUCUGCUUUGAAAACAGCCGCAGGAAUGCAGUGUUGGAGUCCAGUUUGUCAGAGUUUGGCUAUAAAGCUCCCAGUGCCAGAAAGACAGGGACCACUAUUGCUGGGAUUGUUUACAAGGAUGGCGUGAUCCUGGGAGCAGACACCAGGGCUACAGACGACAUGGUGGUGGCCGACAAGAACUGCAUGAAGAUUCACUACAUUGCUCCAAAUAUCUACUGCUGUGGUGCUGGCGUGGCUGCAGACGCAGAUAUUACCACACAGAUCAUGGCGUCCAACGUGGAACUGCACAUGCUCAACACUGGGCGACCCCCACUCGUCACCAUGGUAACUCGACAGCUGAAACAGAUGCUGUUCAGGUACCAGGGUCACAUCGGUUCGUCUCUGAUCGUUGGAGGAGUCGACGUGACUGGUGCUCACCUGUACAGUGUUUACCCACACGGGUCCUACGACAAACUGCCUUUCGUCACCAUGGGCUCUGGAGCUGCAGCUGCUGUCUCUGUAUUUGAGGACAGAUUCAAACCAAACAUGGAGCUGGAAAAGGCGAAGCAGCUGGUACGGGACGCCAUCGCUGCAGGGAUUUUCUGUGACCUGGGUUCAGGCAGCAACGUGGACUUGUGUGUUAUCACCGAGGCUGGAGUGGAGUACCUGCGAAGCUACGACAAGCCCACGAUGAAGGGCAAAAGAGAGGGACAGUACAAGUAUGAGCCCGGCACCACGGCCGUCCUGACCAAAACGGUGACCCCACUCUAUCUGGAUGUGGUCAACGAAUCUGUUCACAUCAUGGACACUGAAUGAAACACAUUAAGAGGCUUCUUUUCAAUAUGUAGUAAUCCAUCGCUGUCGAAAUAUAAAGGAAGACAGCUUCUUGUGUAUCUCUAAAGCAUCACUGACGUAAAGAAACAGUAACGUAAUAAAAAUGUAUGUUUGUUAAAUGAUCGGUGCUUGCAAGUUAUUUUGGUGACCACAUGAAGGGCAGGAGGACUUAAUCCCAUGGGCUAAUAUUCACACAGCAGCAUGUAGUCAAAUAUGCUACAAUGUUCAUUGAAUGUAUGAGAGAAAUUAUUUUUUUAAAGUCUCUUGUGGAAACUCAUUCAGUGCAAUAGGAGCUCAAAAACUAUCAAAUGCUUAUUAAAAGCAUGAUGUGUGAAUGAUUUGUCUCACUGAAAAAUGGCUGGACCUGAUGCAUUGGAAUUAUUGUAAUAGAUGAACUAGCCUAUUCUUAAAUUUGUUCUGCAUAGGGAUGGGCGGAUAGUUGGAUACUAUGUGAUUCAAAUCAUGACCCACAACAGCACACAGUCACACACUUCCAGAGGAUGGCAGAAAGGCAACGUAGCAGAUAAAGAUAAAGCGAGAUGCUCUAUAAGUCACCUCUUCAAACAUUUAAAAACAGCACACCCUGAAGGUUACAGGCAGGCUCCAUUCAGUCUCAGUAUUUCUGUUUACACCUAGUGGCACAAACACUUUUAUUUAAUUACACUCAUAUUUGCUUUUAUAAUAAAUGUGUUAUUAAUGGCUGGUAUGUUUUGCAUGUAAAUGGACC